AACAGGACGGCCGGCGCUGAGUCUGCUGCAGCUGAAGAAGGGACGCUGGCUGGCUGACUGCAGGUGUGCUGCAAAGAGUUGACACCAGGGGGCAGCAGAGCAGCACACAUCAUGACAACGAGGUUACGGAAGAAGUUAGAAAGUUAGCAAAAUAAAGUCACCAUCACGGGAUGAUCAAAAACACCCCCGCAGGAAAGGAAAAAGCAGCUGUCGUUUUACCAGAAUAAAGUCAAAGUAUUUAGAGAAAAAAAGUCACAAUUUCAUUGCAAUGAACACAUGAAAUUGUGGAAACUUUGAGUUAUUUGAGUAGAAUUGAUGUUAUUUUGUGUUAUAAUGUUAUUUUUAUUUUAUUGUUAUGAUUUAAAGGUGCACUACUAUGACAACAACAGCAAAGUUGUGUUUUUUGGAAAGAAGUUAAAAUAUUACAGGAAUAAAGAACAUUUAGCAAGACUAUUUCAGAAGAAAGCUGAUUAAAAUAAUGUCAUUUUAGUGGCGUGGGAUGAAAUAUAUUUAUUUUUUAAGGAUUAUAAGAAAUGUAAAGUAUCUUAAGUAUUAUUUAGUAUUUAAAGUAUUUAUGGGGAUGAAGCCAUAAACUGGAAAGAACACUUACAAAUAUGAUUACAAAUAUUUCUUAAAACAAAUCAAUAUUCAAAUAUUUAGACUAUAAAAUAUCUGGAAAGUGAUUAUGAGGAAAAGUAAUGUCAUUUUAGUCGCUUAGGGUGAAAUAUUAAAAAUGAGUUGUAAUUUGUGGAAAAUGAGGCUGGGGGGAGGAAGUCCUUAAGUCCUACAAUAUUAUGGAAUCAAAAUGUACAAAGAUUAUUUCAGGAAAAAGGAACUCUUUGGGCCCAAACAGCAACCAUCUGAAUAAAAGAUGAAAGCGUGAAUGUGAUCUAAAUGAUGUGGUUUUCCACCUCUCGCCUUCACUGCCACCUAGUGGCGGUAAUGAUGUGUGCACGGUGCUGCCCGCCCGCUAGAAAAGCUUAUUUUAAGCAGAAUGUACGUUUUAGAAGCUCGGCAGUGGCAAGCUUGGCUGUUUAUCUUCAUGGUAAUCACAUGACUCAUCCUUUCAUCCGCCAUCGUGGCCACUGGACACGCAGGACCGCCAGCUGAUGAUGAAAAACGGGGGGAGUCAUUGAUUCCACCCCUCCAAACCCCCCAGCUAGCUUGAUGUUGACGUUAAAAGUAGCUUCAGCUCCGGAACCCUCCCCUUCUCUCUUCAAUUGCCAUUGUUCCCUCACACAUGUACACGCUCACCUCAAACACGUGCAAUCACAUGCAGCUUUCCAUCUCACAGCAGCUCCGGUGCGUUUGAGGACCGACCAAUCCAAGUGGGAAAUCUCAACGCUUGAGACAAAAAACACAAUCUGUCAUGAUUUGCGCUCUGCUGCCCUCUGCUGCGUCUCAGCAGUCCUGCAGCAACGAGGCCUUCUGAAGCCUUGCCGGGAGACUCGGACUCGCUGGUUGUCACGUCAUUGCCUCACCUCGCCCUGAAGCUGUCUGGGUUCUCUUGGUUCCUUCCAACUCGUUCCCUGGAAGUUGGUGUACCUUUUUCUUUCUUUGAUACUUUUGGACAAAGUUUGAUCUUCGACCCCUCGGAGGACACGUUUGACGCCUUCAAGCACACGACCACAGCGCUCUACUUCCCACAAUGCAAUUCUACUUAAAGGGCCAGCGGUCAUACGCUGUAAAAAAAAAACAAAAAACAAAAAAAAACACUUAAGUUGCACCAAAAAAAGUCAGCGAAACAGCGAGUCCACAAAAGGUGAAGCGCGAUGGAGCGAGGGAACGCUGCACUGAACGCCGUCAGCAAAAGGAACAUGUCAGAUCAAAGACAACAAUACGCCAUCAAACAACAUCAAAUGUAUUUGUAAAGUAAUGUAGCUGGUUCAAAGUGCGGCCCCGGGGGCCACUUGCGGCCCACGGCUGUGAUUUUAUCAGCCCGCAGCACAGUCUAACAAUGUCGUUUAACGAGGGAACUUAAAAAAACAACAGCAAAAAUGGGAAAAUCAAUCAAAAGUCAAAAUAUGAAGAAAGGAGUUGCAAUCCAGCGAGGAAAACAACCCACAUUUCACAAGAAUAACGGAACAGCAUGACGGAAAAUGCCAUUUUAGUAGAAGAAAAAAGGGUUUUUACUUCAAAAAAACAAUGAAUAAAGUUGUAAUUUUUGGAAACUUAGGUUGGGGAAUAAAGUCCAAAUAUUAGGGGAAGCAAAUAUACAAGAAGAAAGGUGAAAUAUUUGGAAAAUUAUAGAAAAUGCACCAACAGCAGAAAUGUAACCAGUGUAAAGGCAAAAUAUUACGAGAAAAAAAGAGUUUUCUAACGAGAAAAAAGUUUCAAUUUUCAUGAGAAUAAACUUGUAAAAUGAGGAAAAAUAUCAUUUGAGUAACAAGGUUGAAAUAAAGGAAGACGUUGUUGAUACAACUCAGCCACGACCUCGGCAUGGACGUGUCUGAUGACGAUGAACUUUAUUAUUUUAUUCUUUGUUUUUUCAAAAGUGAAGAGAAAAUGUGAGCUUUUUAAAAAGAAGCACACAAGACGUCCUUUUUGAUCUUUGACUUAUUUGUCACUUGUAGCGAGAGGGAAUGCUUUUUGUCUAGAUGUGCCCUCCAUUGGCUGUACCGCUGGGAUAGGCUCCAGCAUACCCGCGAUCGUAGUGACGAUAAGCGGCAUAGAAGAUGGAUGGAUGGAUAUUUUUUACUAUUUUUAGAAGCAGGAAAUGGAGGAGUUUACAUGCAACACACACAGUGGGUGGGCGAUACUGCAAAGUAUGUUACACCCACGGUGUGAGAAGGAGAGGUUCCGCAGGUCCUUCAUACCGACCGCUGUCAGGCUCUACCACCUGCACCACCUGAACCAUGUUGUAGUCACUAUGUAUUCUUUACUUGCGUAUCUUGCUUGCUGCUGUAACAAGUCAAUUUCCCCGCUGUGGGAUUAAUAAAGUACUACUACUAUAAUGUAUGGUAUCGAUCUGAUAGCAAGUAAACGCACAGCCAGCAUUGAUGAUUUCAUUUAACAACAAAACAAAAAAAAACUGUGAAACUUGUAAUUUUAAGAAUAAUGUCAUAAAAAAUAAAGUCUCAAACACUUUGUGAAAAUAAGCACAGAAGCCAAAUAGUACAUUAAAUAGCCAUUCGAUACUGGACUUACCUUUGGUAUCGGUGUUAUUGACGUUCGGAUAAAUCCGGUCACCCGGAUCUCAGGUGAGCUGGUGACAAAAUGGCGGCCAACAUGCGCAAGCAGCAGGAAUAUGAUCUAAAAUGCAAAGAUAGCCUAUUAAAACAGGAAACAUCUGCGGGACGUGGAUGAUAGCAGCCUGGAAGAUGCUCUUGGACCAACUCAUCGAAUUCACAGCGCACAGAUUGACUUUUUAAUUGAGAUUUGCUGUCCAUGCUAAUGACCACCAACGCCACACUCGGAGUGACGGCUCCCUCUGGCGGCGCCGCCUGUCACUGCGCCUCCCUGACACCCAAAGCGAGAGCAGCGAGCGGUUCUUCGCCAGUUUCUUCCGCAGCUCUUCUUGGCGGCGGGUGUGGAUCAGAUGUGAGCAUCGUGUGGAGGACGAGCCCAACGGAAGGGGACAGGGGACAGUUUCUAUUCAAAACAUUUGGAUGUUUUCCACGCCAAGUCAGGACAAUCCCAGAGUGCUUUUAGGUGAUUCCCUGGCUUUCCGCAUGUCCUUCUCAUCCCUGGAGCCAAAGCCUGAGCUGCAGAGACAAAUAAAGAUGCUUUUGUGCUUUGGAUUGCGAAAUCCUCAUCUGGCUGAGGAAUAGCUGAGUCAUCGAUGGCGGUGUUUCCCAACCUCCAUUAAGACAAGGAGAACCAGGCAGUCCUGCUAAUGUUCCUUCAGCUGAGUAUCUAGCUGAAGCCCCCCUUUCAGGCGCUUGUGGUUGACGUGGACACGAUGCUGCCCCUCCGCCUGCUCCUUCAUCUCCUGCUGCUCUGCAGGCACCCUGCAGAUAGCACCAUGCUUGGGGAGGAAGCUGACUUUUAUGGAGAUGAAGCCACAGGUUACGGGCCGGUGUUUGAGGAGCAGCCGGUGGACACCAUCUACCCCGAGGAGUCGCCCGACGACAAAAUCACCAUGAGCUGCCGUGCACGGGCCAGUCCACCUGCCACAUACAAAUGGAUGCUGGAUGGCGUAGAAAUCGACCCGAGCACGGCCAAACACAACCACUACGCUUUGUCGGAAGGCAACCUGAUCAUCAACGAGCCCGUUAAAAACCAACACGAGGGGAAGUACUCCUGCUUGGCCAGCAACACGUAUGGGACAGUCGUCAGUCGAGAGGCUUGGGUCCAGUUUGGAUAUUUGGACCUUUUCUCAUCAGAGGAAAGGGAGUCUGUGCAUGUGAAAGAAGGUCAAGGGGCAGUCCUUCUCUGUGCCCCUCCUCUACAUCAUCCAGCCGACCUGUCGUUCCGAUGGAUCCUCAACGAGUUCCCCAUCUUCAUCCCGCUGGAUAAAAGGCGCUUCGUCUCGCAGAUAACGGGCAACCUUUACAUCUCCAAAGUGGAGGCCUCAGACAGCGGAAACUACUCGUGCAUCGCGUCCAGCGCCUCCAUCUCCAAGAGCGUCUUCUCCAACUACAUCCCCCUGGUGCCCCACAGCGAACGUCCCAACAAGAAGUACCCGGCUGACCUCAGGGUCAAGUUCCCAGACACAACAACUCUGGUGGGGCACAACGUGACUUUGGAAUGCUUCGCUUUGGGGAACCCUGUGCCGGAGAUCCGCUGGAAGAAGUUGGAUGGUGACCUGCCCCCCAACCACGAGGUGCGGACGGCGGGGGCCCACCUGCACCUGUACAACGUGCAGGUAGAAGACGGCGGUCGGUAUCAGUGCGAGGCGGUCAACUCAAAGGGAAAGGAUUACCACAGCGCUCUCUUGUCCGUCGAAGCUUUUCCUGAGUGGGUGGAGCACAUCCGGAGCGUGGAGAAAGACCUGGGCAGCGACUACACCAUGUUCUGCGCGGCCAAAGGCAAACCCAAACCACGUGUCCGCUGGAUGAAGAACGGAGAGCCGUUGGACAGGAAGGAGAUGAGGUUCAGCAGCCUGACCUUCGAGGAUUCGGGGAUGUAUCAGUGCGUGGCAGAGAAUCACCAUGGAGUUGUCUUUGCCAACGCCGAGCUGCGUGUGUUUGACUGCGCUCCCACAUUUGAACACAACCCCGUCAAGCACGUCCUGGCUCCAAGAAACGGGCGGGUGGUGAUUGAAUGUCGACCCAAAGCCGCCCCCAGGCCGAGCGUGUCGUGGAGCAAAGAAACGGAGCUGCUGAGAAAUUCGAGCAGGGUUUUCAUCUGGGAGGACGGCAGCCUGGAGAUCCUGAACGUGACUCGUGCGGACGAGGGCAGGUACACCUGCUUUGCGGAGAACGACCGCGGCAAGGCCAACAGCACGGGCUCCCUGUUGGUAACAGACUCCACCAAGAUCACCUUGGCCCCCUCCAACGCUGACGUCAAGGUGGGCGAAAAUGCCAGGAUGCAGUGCGCCGCGUCACAUGACGCCUUGCUGGACAUCACCUUCAUCUGGUCCUUGGACGGCCGCGUCAUUGACCUUGACAAGGACAGGCAACACUACGAACGCCCCCCGAACGGAAGCUCAAAUGGCGAACUGAUGAUCCAGAGCGCCCAGUUGAAGCAUGCCGGGGUUUACACCUGCACCGCGCAGACGCCCGUGGACAACAUCACCGCCUCGGCGAGCCUGGUUGUACGAGGGCCCCCCGGCGCCCCAGCGGGGGUGCGAGUGAUGGACAAGAGUGACAGGAGCGUAACGCUGCAGUGGAGCCGCGGAGCAGACAACCACAGCCCCAUCUCCAAAUAUACCGUCCAGUACCGGGAUGCCUUCUCGCAGGAAGUGUGGAGGAACGCCAGCACAGCUCCGUCGGAUGUCGAAGGCAACGCCGAGACGGCCGCCGUGGUGGACUUGGUGCCCUGGACCGGGUACGAGUUCAGGGUGAUCGCCACCAACACCCUGGGCACGGGGGACCCCAGCAGUCCCUCGCCGAAGGAGAAAACCCUGCCCUCAAUUCCUGUGGUGGCGCCUUCGGAUGUGGGCGGGGGCGGAGGGGCCAGCAGGGAGCUGACCAUCACGUGGACGCCCGUCCAGGAGCAGUACUACUACGGUCCAGAUUUUGGCUACAUCGUGGCCUUCAAACCCAGAGGUGGCUUCGAGUGGACACAGGUGACCGUUUCGGAUCCCCAGGCCAACCGCUACGUCCACAAAGAUCCCUCCGUCCCCCCUUGGAUGGAGUUUGACGUCAAAAUCAAAGCGUUCAACGUCAAAGGGGAGGGGCCCUACAGUCUGCCAGCGGUGGUAUACUCCGCUCAAGACGCACCCUCUGAUGCCCCUGGAAGUGUCAACGGCAAAGUUCUCUCAGCAACAGAAGCCAUCGUUUGGUGGUUCCCCAUCCCGCAGAGCAACAUCGAUGGAUACCAGGUGAAGUAUUGGAGAAAGUUGGAGGACAGUGAAGGGGGGGGCCACAGGGUGGUGGUCUCCGGCAGGGAAAACCAAACCAGACUGGAUGGAAUGAAGCCGGACUCUCUUUACCUUGUUGAGGUCCGGGGCUACAACUCGGCGGGAUACGGGCCGGCCAGCGAUCGCCUGGAGAUCCAUACCAGGAGAGCUCCUCCCAGUCAAGCCCCGACAAUAAUCGGUAAAAAGUUCAAGGGCAAGUCGGUCAACAUCAUGUGGGAGCAAGUGGAGACGCUGGCCAACGAGUCCCCGGUCGAAGGCUACAAAGUGCUGUACAGGCCGCAGGGCCACUCCACGGGCACGCUGUACAUGACCAACAGGCGGCACAUCGAGCUUCCCCUCUACGAAGACGAGACCUACGUGGUGGAGGUCCGAGCGUAUACGGAGGGUGGAGACGGGGCCGUGUCACAGAUCUUCAUCACAGGAGGAAGCGUGGUGGCCGCCCAGCCGCUCAGCACAAUGGGCCUGCUCCUGGCGGCUCUUCUCUGCCUGAACCUCUGAAUGUAGCAGCGUCUUUCUCUUCACCCUGGGACGUGAAGGACACUCGAUGGGCUUCACCCUCCAAGGACUACCGGGAGUCUUUCCACAAUCGUUUGGUUCCACUCUGUUCCCUGUUCCGACUCCUCCCAGCUCUGGAAGAACUUAGUGGAAGUAGACAGGAGCGGGCAUCCCUUCUUUUUACCCAGGGGGUCAACUAUUCAAAAAUGCCUUAUGUAAAUCUUAUGUCUGCACUUAUCCUUCACAAUCACCACAGGCUUGUCUUUUCCUUUUCAGAGCUUUUGAUACAAACAAACCCCACAUGCUCACAUCUGCCUGUGAAGGAUACGUGUACGCGUUUAUGAGUAUUCAUCAUUGAUUCAUUGACUUCUCUUUCUUCUUAUUCUCUUUUCUUCCGCACGUGUAGCACAGCCUCUGCUAAGUAGAUACAGCCAAAGCAAAAGUCCUGAUCAAUUUCUACUGCCUGAUGGUGGAAGAACCCCAAACUUGUAUCCCUCAAGUGUACUUAGUGUAGCUGUGACCUUCAGACGGCAGCAGCAAAAGAAAGCCUCAACCUAUGAAUGGAUGGAAUCAGAAGCGAAGCCUUCCAGCCUCACUCACCCACAAGCAAAGGCUGACAGCGUCCACACUGCCAAGCAAACACAAUAAAAAUGCUGUCAAAUGACCAAAUGGGGACGCACAAGCAGCACAAAAGCAGAUGCUUGGACUGAAUUAGCCUCUUGGACCAUGGAUGACCUGGCAGGGCACCUGGUGGGACUUUCAUUUAUGACACUCUGUGAAGCCUAAAUGCUUUGCCUUGGACCACAGCGUUUGGACUAGAGAUGCACCGUAUCUUUUUCUUUACAAAAACAAUACUGAAACCAAUAACCUUCUGCUUCCUGAUACCGACAUGGUACCGAUAAACGAUAACUUUUUUAUAUCUACUUUUUAAAUGUAGAUGUAAGUGUAGUUAGUGCACACGUGGAGGUAAGAAGGACUGGAACAACUGAUGAAAUAUGAUGACAUCACUACUACCAGGAGAGGGGGAGGAGCCACCUGCUGUGGCCCAGCAAGGUGCACUGGAUUCAGGCACAUGCGGCGAGCAGCCGGUGUGACGCCACAGAGGUCUCUGGCAAACGUUUUGCACUUUUCUCGCGUUUCAGGUGGCUGAUAAGGUUUAUUUUGUAGAAACAACACUGACACAGAAUGAAGGAAUGAAGCUGACCUGGCAAUUUCCUGCCUUUUGAGGUAGUAACAGAGGCGGGUCAAAGCAUGUCUAAGGGAAUGCCGGGACAGGGGUGUGACGGUUAAAAGAAAAGUGCACUUUUUGUGGAUUUUUGCCCAUCAUCCACAUGUCUUUCUCAUUUCUGUGCAUUCUAAAGAUAUAAAAACAGCUAAAAAGAGGCAGCUAAUUCAUUUUUCCUGUUUGGCCUAGAAAGGCUGCAAUGAAAGCACCUCCAAAAAGCUCCAGCAAGGUUUAGUGGUUUUCUAUCCAUGCUGUAAGUGUGUAGUCAAGCUACAUUCAUCAUAAUUUGGAAUACUUGGAGUAUUUUGGGAACUUUGAUUUCACAUAGCAACAUAGAAAGGAACGCUACACCUAGCAUCAAAAACAAAAACAAGCUCCAAUAUGUAGCAUUACCUUUGGCUAGUGUGUGGUGAAGCUAGUGGCUAGCAGGGAAGUAGCUAGCCGCUGUGGUGUGGCGAGGUGUCACUACGCCAGUAAGGUAGUUCUUGGGCGUAACAAUGUUAAUAAGAAUAAUGGGCCUCAUUCACGAAACGUUCUUACGCACAAAUCUGUUCUUAAAGCCUUCCGACGAAGAUUUUUGGCAUUCACGAAACGUGUUCUUAACUCCCAGUUCUUAGAUCUAAGAACAAAUUCUACGAACGCUCAGGAGGACUCUUACGCACAAGCAAAGCUUGCACUUUCAAUGGCAAUCGCCCUCAUGAUGGAUUUUGCAACCUGAUCCCAAAAAAUGUAGUGCAAAUAAAAUAUCCCAACAAUGAUUUAUCGUCAAAACAAGUAAAAUAUACUCCAUGGAUAAAUAUAUAUUCACAUCCCAAUUCAUCAAAAAAAAAGUAGCUGGCUGGACGUGCGCUGCACAGAGAGAGAAUGUAAAGGGACCAUUAGAUUUAUUUGCUUCAGGCUUCAGGCUUCCCUCUCUGUUCUUGCAGGUGUGCAGGAUCAUCAGAAUAACAUCGCAAUGAAACGUGGUGUGCCUAUUGCGCACGUAGCACCCCCAGAUAACGACAUGCGCCCCCAGCCACGUCUUGAGCCAGAGCACGGGGCUGCUGUAUUAAUUAGGCAGCGUCUAAUCAAAUGUAACCACAGAAAAAAUACAUUGUCACACACAAACUAUGUAUUUUGACUUUAUUUUUCCAUCAUGAUUGUGUAAAUAUUUUCUAGAGUUUCCGAAAUGGUUUGGUUUCUGAUUGAUGGCCCACCUCCCGUUUCCUCCAGAUCCCUCCGGUGCAGUCCAAUCUUUUUUUUUAGUCUAUUUUAAGUCAAAACACUUCUUUUUAACCUCUGCGGUGGCGCGUUUCUCCGUGGAAACGGCAUUUAUGUUUCCUGCAAUGGUGCUCCAUGCCGACUCUUUUUGGAUGGCCUGAUGACCGGUGGAUACACGUGAAAAUAAGGUGGUCUUGUGUUCGCUCACUCCUUGUAAAAGCACCUCUAUUUCAGUAGAAUUGACGUUUUUCUUCUGUUUGUUGUCCAGCUGCUCCUCAGUCUUGCCCUUGCGCGUUGCCAUCUCCGCCUCCAGCUGCCUGUUGCGCACGGCACAUUUUUGACCUUGUAUAGGAAAUAAUAGGCGGUGACCUAUGCAAAUUAGGGCUUCAUCAACCUAAGAACACCGGUGCCAACGAUUAUCCCUACUUAAGAACGUGUCGUGAAUGUGGCGCAGUUUCCAUCCCGCGCCUUCUUAAGUACACUUCUUAAGAAGACUUUUAAGAAGAUGUUCGUGAAUGAGGAGCAAUGUGCUUCCUGUGCAGCUCACAUGAUGCAAAUUGUUGGCGCUUUUUGGAGGUUUUAUUAGAAGGCUUUCUAGGCAGAAUAGGUGCGUCCCAUUAGCUGCAUUCAUAGCUGCCUCUUUUUUAUCUGUUUUAUAUGUUUAGAAGGCACAGAAAAGAGAAAGACGUGUGUUCGUGUCUCACAGAAGGACUGUGGAUGAUGGACAACAUUCCCAAAAAAGUGCACUUUUCCUUUCACACACACUCUUGUUGUGUUGAAAGUAUUUGUAAUUCAUAGUAAUACUACAGUAGUGAUGGGUUCUGUGUAUGAGACAAAGAGAAAGCGUGUCUUGGUGGUAUCAUUUGGUGUUUGCUAUGGAGCAGAGAUACAGGAUGGUGAUAACGCCACACAGAGACACUCGCUUCUUCGGCAUAAAUCAAAUCAGUCUUAACAGGAAUGGACGACCACUUGCAAAAGCCCCUUUCAUGCAGCCUGUAAAAGCCCCCACCCCCCAAACGCUCCCAUCAACAUGUAAUGUCGGGGGAAGAAGUGAAAGGGGUUGAAAGCAUUUUUGCUUUGGCUGUAUCAGGGUGGUAUCAGCUGGUGUUUCCACCAAGCAGUGCAGUCGAGUUGGGAUCACCUCGGUACGGUUUGGUACGGUAAACCCUACCGGGAGAUCCAGGGUGACCAUCUGCAGUGGGACCAAGAAAGUACACGCUCUUGUACCUUUUGUUGUUCUCUACCCGCUCUCGUCUUUACGUGGUCUAGCUCCGCCCCACGUCAGCAAACACGACCACACUGCCCCUCCCAAGAAAAGGUUGGAUAAUUUGGCAAAUGCCAAAUGUUUAUGGAAGCGUGCUGCUUGGUGGAAACGCCACCCACGCCCAUCUGUCCGUAAUAAAGCAACAUGCCUAGCUCGUAUAACGGUGGACUACCAUGUGUUCUUCUUCUUCUCCUUCCUACAAGAGAGAAAGAGAGAGAGAGAGAGAGAGUCAGCAGCUAAGAGCUCAUUGUGUUGUUUUUGGUUUUCAUGCCAAGGCUGUGGUCUGCUGUUGUUUGUCAUCAUUUCAACACAGGCGUCCCUCAACCGGAGGACCAAAAUGUUGCGUCUUGAUGCUUCUUGCUGUAUGUUGUGAGCAUCCACCACAAAGUGCUUCUCCUGGUUUCCCCUCCGUGCAGCAGCAAAAGAAAGGGUUGCCAAUUGCAUGACUUGCCUUGAAAGUUGUUGUUUUUUCACAGGAAGCUGCACCUCGCCGCAGUCCGACGUGCAUGCUAUACAUUCCAUCCUGCGUGGCAUCCCUUUACGUCACAGAGAGGAGAACUAAUCCUCAUCUGUGCUUUAGUUGCCAGAAGCUUCAUUCAGCCAAGAAGGAGACAUUUUGUUUUUGUUUUUUUUCCAGAAAAGUAUGAGGGAUGGAAAGUGCAACGGCUUGUUGGCUGGACAGGAACAAUAAAAGUCUAGUAAACGAUUGCAAGACUGCUUUUGUUUUUUUGCCUG
This is a messenger RNA of Dunckerocampus dactyliophorus (ringed pipefish), 11385 nucleotides long. It is a transcript of the gene cntn1a, whose product is annotated as contactin 1a. Gene Ontology annotation, molecular function: cell-cell adhesion mediator activity. The transcript has 25 exons. The coding region runs from base 3902 to 6964 and encodes 1020 amino acids. Gene Ontology annotation, biological process: brain development; cell-cell adhesion. NCBI's taxonomy places the organism in Eukaryota, Metazoa, Chordata, Actinopteri, Syngnathiformes, Syngnathidae. The record is from RefSeq and is a predicted model, not a curated record.